Messenger RNA from Cylicostephanus goldi, 297 nucleotides. The record is from the annotation of a GenBank genome assembly. Lineage: Eukaryota; Metazoa; Nematoda; Chromadorea; Rhabditida; Strongylidae.
AUGGAUCACGAAUGCGACAACUACGUUUUCUUUGGGAGCAAAAGGGCUGAUUUACAAGGCUUGAGAGGAGUCGCAAUUCUGCUUGUUCUUGUAAUGCACUUGCAACCAAAGUCUUAUCGCUUGGGAUUUGUAGGUGUAGACAUGUUUUUCGCCCUGUCUGGUUACCUCAUGUCUAAAAUAAUUCUGCAAAAUGAGAUAACCUUGGCUUCGACUUUUUCUUUUUAUUGCCGCAGGUUCAAAAGGAUUGUGCCCCUGUACAUGUUCGUUGUUCUCUGCACAUAUGCAUGUAAGAAUUAA